AUGACUUCCCACGAGGACGAGAAGACUGCCCACCAGGAAGACAAGAACGACCCUACCUCUGUUGUACACAUGGCAACCAAAGACGAAGAGGAAUAUGUUACCCCAGAUGACGUCCUCAAGGGCGCUCAGCAAGCCACGAGUGAGGAGCAUAAGAUGUCGCUGAGGGAGGCCAUUCGCAAAUAUCCCACGGCGUGUUUUUUCUCGGCUCUAUUUUCGUCAGCGUUGAUCAUGGAGGGCUUCGAUAAAGCCUUCAUCACCGCGUUCUUCGCCUUCCCAGCAUUUCAAAAGAGAUAUGGCAACCUCACUGCCAGUGGUGAUUAUCAAGUUCCGGCUGAUAUACAAGCUGGGGUAAAUGGCGGUGUUAGCGCUGGCCAGAUUAUUGGCCUGGCGAUGAACAGUUAUCUCGCAGACAGAUUCGGUUACCGCAAGGUGAUGCUGGGUUGCCUGUUCUUCAUGUGCUGCUUUGUGUUCAUCCAAUUUUUUGCCAGCAGCAUCUACAUGUACCUCGGCGCCGGUGUCCUCCUCGGUAUCCCCUGGGGAGUCUUCCAGGUGAUUACCACGACAUACGCCUCCGAGGUCUGCCCUAAUGUGCUACGCCCUUACCUCACCAGUCUCGUCUCUAUGUGCUGGAGUAUCGGCUAUCUGCUCGGCACCGGAGUACUCACUGCCUUCCUCAAGAUGGAAGGACAGUGGGCAUAUCGAAUUCCCUUUGCGCUUCAAUGGGUCCUUCCGAUUCCUCUGGCCAUUGGUAUUCUGUGUGCCCCCGAAUCUCCUUGGUGGCUCGUACGACAGAACCGAGUUGCCGAUGCCGAAGUGGCAUUGCGCAAACUCCGAAAGAAAGAUGUCGACGACGAGGAAAUCGCGAAUACCCUAUCUAUGAUUGUCUACACCAUCAAGAUCGAGAACGAGAUGAACACGUCCAGUGCUUAUAAGGAUCUAUUCAAGGGUGUCAACCGUCGACGAACUGAGAUUACGGUUUUUACCUAUGUCAUUCAAGAGCUAUGCGUUCCGCUGCUGUCAUACGUCGUAUACUUCCUCCAACAAGCCGGUCUCCCUACCUCUCAGGCGUUCAAAUUCGGACUCGGCCAAUACUCCUUAGCUAUUGUAGGAGUUGUUGUUGCAUGGUUUCUUACUCCAAGAUUUGGUCGCCGAACAUUGAUCCUGUCGGGUAUCAGCUUCGUAACUGCGACUACUUUCCUCAUCGGCUUCUUGGGUAUCCCGACCAACAACCCUGUAACGUACGGCAACGUGAUCGGGGCCCUUCUUCUGCUCCAAUACUUCGUUUUCUUCUUCACCUGUGGCCCUGUCAUCUAUACCGUCGUCACCGAAAUCCCGUCAAGUUACCUGCGAUCCAAGAGUGUUUCCCUCGCAAGAGCUACCUACAACGUCAACGUCAUCAUCUAUGGCCAGCUUAUGCCCCGUACGACUCAGAAGGCGUGGUGGAACUGGGGUGCCAAGUCUGGUUUCUUCUACGGUGGCAUCAUGUGCAUUGGCAUUAUUUGGGGUUACUUCCGCCUGCCUGAGACGAAGGACAGGACCUUCGCUGAGAUCGAUAUUCUCUUCAUGAACGGCGUCAGUGCGCGGGACUUCCCCAAGACCAAGGUUGAUCUUGCGAACCAAACUGUUUCCCGGGAAGAAUAA
Pseudogymnoascus verrucosus is the source of this 1641-nucleotide messenger RNA. RefSeq lists its product as uncharacterized. The coding region runs from base 1 to 1641 and encodes 546 amino acids. The record is from RefSeq and is a predicted model, not a curated record. The transcript has a single exon. Gene Ontology annotation, biological process: transmembrane transport; carbohydrate transport. Gene Ontology annotation, molecular function: carbohydrate:proton symporter activity. Lineage: Eukaryota; Fungi; Ascomycota; Leotiomycetes; Thelebolales; Thelebolaceae. Gene Ontology annotation, cellular component: membrane.